CGAAAGCAAGUAAUAUCGAUCCUGUGUUUUUAUUUGUGUCUUCGUUCGGCCGAAUAGGAUUUGAAGCUGUCUUGGGUAGGCUAUAACUGCAUAUGCCUAGGAGGUAAUCUCGUAAAUACAACCAACAAAAGAUAUUAACAAUUGAUCCGCCAACUUGCGAUUAAAGUGGCACAGCUUGUCAGCUAGAGCCAACACUGGUGAACUUGAAUAUUUACCAUUAUAGGUAGAAUUUACUUACCUUCUCUGCUUCACCUACCCUAGACCCUACUAACCUGCUAAAAUGGACAUCCUCGAUCUUAUACCAUCCGCAGUGAAGUAUCCUGCUGUAAUAUUUAUCCCUUAUUGCCUCCUCAUAAUCAUUUACCGUAUCUUUUUCCAUCCCUUAAGAAAGUACCCAGGACCCUUCCUUGCGAAGUUGUCCGGCAUUUAUACAGGGUUCUACGCACUAUUGAGACGCCUUCACUUGACCACUUAUUUAGAUCAGAAGAAAUACGGAGGACCUGUAUUGCGACAUGGUCCCAACAAAUUGGUCUUCAACUCAGUUGAGGCGUUACAAGACAUCUAUAACAAUGAGAGAGUUACAAAGUCUCAUGUCUAUGAGCUCACCAUGAGGUCGGGCAAACCAAGUAUUUUCAGUACCAUCGAUAAGCAACAGCAUAGACUUAAGCGCAAGCUCAUCGGGCAAGCCGUCAAUGAUAAAGCGACGCGUGUUUUUGAGCCUACCAUGAUAGAGCAGGUUGAUAUCUUUAUCGAACAGCUCAUGGCUUCGUCUCAAGACUCUAACCCCGUUGAUAUGACGGAACGCUGUAAAUGGCUUGGCAUGGACAUUGUAGGCCUUCUUGCAUUCGGCUUUGCUCUUAACAUGCAGACGGACCCGACGUAUCGGUUCGUCACCAGCGGGCUUAGCGUAGAAACGUACCAGAUGAACAGCAUCAUGCAAUGGCCGCUGCUGAAUACCAUAGGAUUUCACCACUUACUUCUCCUCGUAGGUUAUGGCCAGCGAGUGAAGUACCUCCGUGCGCUGCAGACUAUGAUCAGCACUCGUUUAUCUCAGGAGAAGCAUGCAAAGAAUGACCUCUACUCGUCCGUUGCCGACCAUCUUGACAACGCUGCCGACGGAAUUACGACCAGCGAGUUAUGGUCCGAAGCCUUGUUCUUCUUCCCAGCAGCCGGCGACACAACAACCACAGCCCUAAGCGCACUAUUCUUCUACCUCUCGCGCUACCGGGAAGUCUACAAGAAACUCGCCGACGAGAUCCGGCGCUCCUUCUCUAGUACUGCUGACAUCAAAAGCGGCCCUCAGCUUUCCAGCUGCCGCUACCUGCGCGCCUGCAUCGACGAGGCCCUGCGCAUGUCACCGCCAAUCGCCGGAACCCUCUGGCGGGAGCUGCCGCCCGCGGAACACGCCCGCGAACCGUGGAUCGUCGACGGCCACGUCGUUCCGCAGGGCACCCAGGUCGGCGUGUGCAUGUACGCGCUGCACCACAACGAGGCGUACUUCGCGGACCCGUUUAUCUUCCGGCCCGAGCGGUGGCUCGACGAGAACGGCGAUCCCGAGGCGCUUAGCCGCAUGCAUGCUGCUUUCAGUCCGUUUUCGGUCGGAUCUCGGGCUUGCGCGGGGAAGCACAUGGCGUAUCUGGAGGCGAGCCUCGUCAUUGCUAAGACGCUUUUUACGUUUGAUUUCUGGACGGCGCAGGGGGAGGCGGGACAUGUGGGAGCCGGGGUUCCGGGUAGGACGGAUGGGAGGGGUAGGCCGCAUGAGUUCCAGUUGUAUGAUACGUUUGGCUCGCAGCAUGUUGGGCCGAAUUUGAUAUUUCGGCGGCGGGGGGAGUUCGGGGAGGAUAUUGGGAAGGGGGUGCCAUGGUCUUGA
Messenger RNA from Daldinia decipiens, 1870 nucleotides. Its product is annotated as cytochrome P450. The transcript has 5 exons. Bases 281 to 1870 code for a protein of 529 amino acids. Gene Ontology annotation, molecular function: oxidoreductase activity, acting on paired donors, with incorporation or reduction of molecular oxygen; iron ion binding; heme binding. The record is from RefSeq and is a predicted model, not a curated record. NCBI's taxonomy places the organism in Eukaryota, Fungi, Ascomycota, Sordariomycetes, Xylariales, Hypoxylaceae.